AUGUCUGAAGCCGUCAGUGCACCAAAGCAGUAUAAGCAGCCUUCUCGCAAAGGCAAGAAGGCCUGGCGCAAAAAUGUCGAUAUCGAUGAGGUUCAGGAAGGCCUUCGGGUUCUGAAGGAAGAAGAGAUUAAAGGUGGUCUUCUUUCUGAGAAGCCGUCCGAUGAGCUGUUCGUUAUCGACACCAAGGGUUCAUCAGAAAUCCGUGAAGCGUACAAGAAGAAGCACAAGCCUUUGAAGUCGGAAGAAAUCUUGGCGCAACGCUCCGCUAUCCCAGGUCUCGACACUCGCAAGCGCACGAACUCCAAGGUUACCGACGGUGUUAUCGAACCGACAAACAAGCGUCAAAAGAGCGACUGGGUUACGAGGAAAGACUGGUUGCGUUUGAAGCAGGUGGCUAAGGAAGGGAACCCGGUCAACAAGCCCGCUGAAAAUGACCUUUACGACCCUUGGGGAGAUGCAGAGGAUCCCACUCCCUUGGACGAUCCCCAGUUCGACUUCCUGGAGAAACCGAAGCCCAAGGUAGAGCCGGUUACCUUGAAGCAGGCUCCGAUCUCACUCGCCGCAAAUGGCAAGCCGGUUCCUGCGGUCCGCAAGCCUACUGCCGGAAUCAGUUAUAACCCGACGUUCGAGGACUGGGAUCGCCUGCUACAGGAGCAGGGAGAGAAGGCCGUCGAAGCUGAGAAGAAGCGUUUGGAGGAAGAGCGUAAAGAAGAGGAAAGGCAGCGCUUAAUCGCCGAAGCCCAAGACGAUGAUGGUAUGGUGAAGUCCGAUGAUGAGAGCGCGUGGGAAGGAUUUGAAAGCGAAUAUGAGAAGCCGGACUGGCUGAAUAAGAAGCGUCCGGAGCGGAAGACAAAGGCACAGAGGAACAAGAUAAAGAGACGCAAGGAAGCAGAGAGGCAGGCCAGGUGGGAAGAGCAGAUGAAGAAGAAGGAAGAGCAGGCCGCAAAGGCUAAGGAGGCCGCCGAACUUGUGGAGGCACAGGAGCUUGCUCGUGCCGAGGAAUCUGAGGACAGUUCUUCGGAAGAGGGUGAUGAUACCGUUUUGCGUCGGAAACCGCUUGGUGGAAAGCUAUACGCUCCUGAGAAGCCUCUGGAGGUUGUGUUGCCAGAUGAGUUGCAGGAUUCUCUGCGUCUGCUCAAGCCCGAGGGCAACCUGCUGGACGACCGAUUCCGCACUUUGGUUGUCCAAGGAAAGCUGGAGUCUCGCAAGCCGGUUACGCAGGCAAAGAAGGCAAAGAGAGACGUGACAGUGAAGUGGUCUCACAAGGACUUCAAGGUUCCGGGUCUGUAA
Aspergillus tubingensis is the source of this 1290-nucleotide messenger RNA. RefSeq names its product ribosome biogenesis protein NOP53. Lineage: Eukaryota; Fungi; Ascomycota; Eurotiomycetes; Eurotiales; Aspergillaceae. The record is from RefSeq and is a predicted model, not a curated record. Bases 1 to 1290 code for a protein of 429 amino acids. Gene Ontology annotation, biological process: rRNA processing; ribosomal large subunit assembly. The transcript is spliced from 3 exons. Gene Ontology annotation, molecular function: 5S rRNA binding. Gene Ontology annotation, cellular component: nucleolus.